This is a messenger RNA of Coregonus clupeaformis (lake whitefish), 3831 nucleotides long. Its product is annotated as WAS/WASL-interacting protein family member 2-like. The transcript is spliced from 8 exons. The coding region runs from base 240 to 1574 and encodes 444 amino acids. NCBI's taxonomy places the organism in Eukaryota, Metazoa, Chordata, Actinopteri, Salmoniformes, Salmonidae. The record is from RefSeq and is a predicted model, not a curated record. Gene Ontology annotation, molecular function: actin binding.
UCUUCACUGCUUCAGGAAAUCUCUGCUGCAAGUGAAGGGACGUGAAUUCAGGAGUGAAAUAUCAAUGGAUAGCUUGAAACUUAUAAUACACUUGAGAUGAACUACCGAGAACGAAGAAACAAAUAUGAGUUAAAACGUCAAAUAUCAAACGAAUGGGCUGCUAAGAAACUCAAGUGGUGACUGAGUUUUUGUGUAUCUGAGACCCCAGGCCAUCCACAAGACUUGUUGAGUGGGUCAGGAUGCCGAUCCCUCCACCCCCCUGUGCCCCCCCUCCACCCCCUACCUUCAGCCAAGCCAACACCACCCCACCCAAGCUGAACCGAGAUGAGGCCAAAGGCAGAGGAGCCCUGCUCGGUGACAUCCACAAAGGGUCCAAGCUGAAGAAGGUCGGCGUGGUCAAUGACAGGAGCGCACCCGUCUUAGAAAAGCCUAAAGGAGGUGGUGGUGGUGGUAGUAGUAAUGGAGGUGGAGGAGGCUCAUCAGGGUCCAUUCAGCCAAUGGGAGGUCUUUUCCAGGCAGGUGUGCCUAAAUUACGACCAGUCGGAGAUGGUUCGGUUGGCAGGUCAGCCUUGACGCCUCCUGGCACGCGCCCCGCUGCUCCUCGUCCCCCCGGACCCCCUGUUCGCCAGGACAACACAGACUGCUCAGCCCAGCAGGCCUCUCCCCCGGAGCACUCCCGCUCCCAGAGGCCCUCCCUCCCCGACCUGUCCCGCCCCCUCAGCGGAGGCAGCCCUAACAGUGGCAUGAAGCACAGCUCCUCCGCCCCUCCACCACCUCCCCCUUUCUCUCGCAGGGGCAACGCACCCCCUGCCCCGACUCAGAAGGUGGCACCACCCACCCCCUCCUACAACCGGGAGAAGCCCCUCCCUCCCACGCCAGGACAGAGGGGGCUUUCCCCGGUGCCGGUCCGCAACAGCGCCCCUCCUCCGCCCCCUUCUCCCAACAACAACCGCCGGCCCCCGACGUCAGGGGGCUCCUCGGCAUCCUCCUCUUCCUCCUCUCUGGGUCCACCUCCUCCCCCGUACCGCCAGCCCAUGACCAACGGCCCCUCCAGCCCGGUUAACGAAGCCGCCCCGGAGCUACCUCAGAGACACAACUCCCUCAGCAAGAACCCAUCACCCGGACCUGGACACACUCCAACCCGUGGGCAAGCUCCACCCCCGCCGCCCUCCCCCUCCCCGCCAGGUGGACGCCCACCCCCUCCAGUCCGCGAGCCCCCCGGCAGAGGAGCAGCUCCACCCCCGCCUGGGUUGACUCAACGAAACAGUGGUCGGGAUGCCCCCCCUCCACCACCCCCCUACAGAGGUAGCCCCUCAGAGCCUCAUAGCCGUGGCAAGCCCCCUCCUCCUCCCUCCCGUACCCCUGCCGGACCCCCGCCCCCUCCCCCACCUAUCCGCAAUGGACACACCUCCAUUUCCCGCUCCUUCAUAGAUGACUUUGAGUCCAAGUAUUCGUUCCACUCUCUGGAUGACUUCCCUGCUCCAGAGGAGUACCGGCACUUCACCAAGAUCUACCCCAGCAAAGCCAACAGAGUGAUGAGGGGAGCUCCUCCUGCACCACCCGUGGGAAGGUGAACACUGUGAGACCACGUCACUUCUACUGUACAGGAGACAAGGGUUAUAUAUAUAUUACACACUGUACUUUAUCACAUAGAGCCUACAGCAUAUAACAUAUACCUACAUGCUUCUCAUUUGACAACAUUCCAUUUCACUUACACUCCAUAACCAUUCACUCACACCCUCACCCUUGAAAAUGGCCCAGCAAGACCUGUUGGGUUUAGGGAGGAUAACGGAAAGCUUGGAAAAUGAAAAAUAAGAAUAUACAUUGUAAGCAUUGCAUUCCUCCUCUGAAGGAAAUGAAAGAACUGGAAGAAGUUCUACAGUAAGGUCUUUAUUUUUGCUAUGGCAGUCUCACUCCAUUUGAAGGUGGAGUUGGCAGCUUACUUAUGCCAUUCCCAAGCCUGUGUCCGCUUGGGUGAACUUGCCCUGUUUUUUUCACAGACGAAGGCAGACUUACCCAUUGAUCGUUUUUCCAGGCUCUUGUGUGUGUGGAUGGGGAACACUUUGACAUUUAUCUCCAUACCACACACUGUUGCGAUUGUCAAAAUGGACAUUUUUUUUCCUCCGCGUCAUCAGAGUAUGCUCUGUGAGAGCCCACAUCACCAUGAAAUGGGAGAACACCAGUCAGUCCUCUACCUGUAAGGAGAAACACCAGUGACUCUACAGCCUGGUUAGAAGUGUCUGAAGGUGAUUGACUUUUGUGGACCACUGCACCCCUUGCUGAUGGAGGGAACUGCUACUGUUUGAAAGUUCUCUCAGGUAUACGUUUGCGGGACAGAGAACUCUGUUUGCUGGAGAUAAUGAUGAUUAUGUUGGAAAGGCAUUAUUAGAUAAGAGGUUCUCUCCAAAAGUGCCAACUGAGUCGGAACUGAACUGGGAACAGCCCAUAUCUCCCAUCCUGUUUCCCUGCUGCAAGGCUGUCGUGGUUUCUCUAAUGAAUGGUUGGAAUGAUGGACUGACAAAAACAACAGUUCCAUAUGUUCUCAGUGAUAGUUGGCAGUAAUCAACACCUGUGACGCUCUUUGGUUUGUGAAAAAGUCUUCCUAUUUAGAAUGAUGAUGCACAUGUAUGGGAUCUUGCAGCAAGGAAUCUCCCUCCCUACUCAGAAUGACUAACCAGAUAGAUGCAUGUUGUAUUUUUUUCAGUUUGUCUGUCUUGACAAAAUGCAUGAGGGAGAGCUUGUUAGUUGUCCUAAAUGCAAAGCAGACAGAAGUAUUAUGCCUUUAACACUAGUCGGGGUCACUGAAACCAUUUCACGACAACUAACUCAUACAAACACUACAACCCCAUUCAUUAGCUUAAAAAUGACGGCGCUUUUAAAAUGCAUUGCAUGCUACAGGAUGCUGAACCAGUACAUUGACACUAAAAUACUCAACCUAAACCCAGGCAAUAAGUCAGAAGCAGUCCAAGAGUUUAUUGUUCAAAAUUGAUAGAAGAAAAUUAUGUUGAGGGGUAAAUAAAUGUAUGCUUUCAAAUACAAACCUUAUCAUGCAGAGUUCAUAUUAUGAACUCGGCAGGAUAAGGUUUGUUGAUACCCACAAUAGCCACGUGGUGGCAGUAUUUGAUGUUUUUCCAUAGGGAGACAUGGUACCUAUAUGCUUGUGAUGCAGUGCCCCUUCAAUUAGUCUUUUUUUUUUUAAACAGUUGUGUAUUAUGGAUUUGGCCAAUGUUGAGCGAGAGGGCAGUACAGACCUGUAUGUCUGUGUACCAAUUUUGAGAUCUUCUGCUGAGGGUUGAAUGGACAAACUAAUGAUAACAGCCAUAUUGUUCAACUCAUAGUUCUCUACAUUCUGUAUUUGAAUGAAAUAAUCAACUUAAUUUCUGUAAUGUGGUCUUUACAUUUCUUUGCUUAAUGCUCUUGUGACCACAAGCCUGAAACAAAUGCACGUUGUUACACAAGGGGGUGAACCUUUUAAGGCUGGUACCUGUAAUUGGUUCCUACUGUUUGUGUUGUGUGGGGUUAGUCUUAUUCCUCACUGUAAAAUGGCCCUCACUGUUCUCUUUUUAUUUCAACCCUUUGCUGGUCUUUUGCCUUAUUAUACGCAUUCGCUGUAAGAGUCAAUUCAGGAUUUGUAAAAAAGAAAGGAAAGCUAAUCAUUAAAUGUAUACACCUCAUGGCUAAUACGGUAGUCAUAGCUAUUGUUCUACUUUCAAUAUGUAUAAAGCUUGUAAUAUAGUGAAUAAAACGGGGAUAGAUAAUGGCAGGCUUUUGUCAGAAACCAGUGACAAACUGUUAGUCUUUCCAUAUAUCUUUUUCUCUUGCCUUCUGUCA